AUUUGAAUUGCCUUAGAAGAUGGUUAGGUUUACACUCAUUUUUGCCCUUUGGUGGAGCACAGAUGUUUCACUUUCUGGUAAUUGGGGUGUGUGGGUACCAAAUUCUGCUUAUGGCAUAAAGGGUCAGAACAGCCUCAUCAACUGCACCUUCUGGUAUCCAAAGGAACAGACGCUGAAAUUAAGAAAAUGGUUGCUCUCAACGAAGAAUGAGGUGAUUGUAGUUGCUCCUUCAGAAGGAAAUUCCUUAGAUAGAUAUAUAAUUAUUGGAGAAGGUGAAAAAAGACAGUGUACAUUACUGAUCAGCAAUACAACUCUGGAAGAUGAAGAAAUUUAUAAAUUCAGAUUUGAAACAGACAAAGAUAAAUGGAGUGCUAAGGAUAAGACUAAGCUUUAUAUCUCAGGGUUCCCUACAGGUGAAAAAGAACCAGCUGAUUAA
Protopterus annectens (West African lungfish) is the source of this 436-nucleotide messenger RNA. Its product is annotated as sialoadhesin-like. The coding region runs from base 20 to 436 and encodes 138 amino acids. NCBI's taxonomy places the organism in Eukaryota, Metazoa, Chordata, Ceratodontiformes, Protopteridae. The record is from RefSeq and is a predicted model, not a curated record. The transcript is spliced from 3 exons.